Messenger RNA from Lates calcarifer (barramundi perch), 2753 nucleotides. It is a transcript of the gene micu3b, whose product is annotated as mitochondrial calcium uptake family, member 3b. The coding region runs from base 82 to 1524 and encodes 480 amino acids. NCBI's taxonomy places the organism in Eukaryota, Metazoa, Chordata, Actinopteri, Centropomidae. Gene Ontology annotation, cellular component: uniplex complex. Gene Ontology annotation, biological process: calcium import into the mitochondrion; mitochondrial calcium ion homeostasis. Gene Ontology annotation, molecular function: calcium ion binding. The transcript is spliced from 15 exons. The record is from RefSeq and is a predicted model, not a curated record.
CGCUUGCGCUGCUCUGCUCUGUGUGUGUGUGUGUGUGUGUGUGUGUGUGUUAACGGUUACGACACCUCAGUGUAAACAGCCAUGGCUGCCCUGCGCAGGCUUAUUCCUUCAUUCACCAAACCAGGGACGUUUACGGCGUGGAAACAACAAACGUCUCCUCGUGCGACAAAAGCGCUGAAAGUUGUCGCAGCUGGAGCGUGUGUCACCGCCGCGGCCGGUGCUGCUUAUUAUUGCUGCUCGUUUGUCGGUAGCCGCUCCGGACUGAAGAGUCAUGUCGAGGCUCGACUCUUGCAUCUGGCGUUGCCGUCAGUUUCUGCCACAGAGAAGGCCAGGACCUAUGGUCUGGAUGAUGGGGAUGUAUACAUGUCGUCCUAUGAAAACAGAUUUCGCCUUUUCAGCUCAGUGGAGUACGAUGGCCAGCUCUACAUGACUCCUCUCAACUUCAUCGAAUCCGUCACUCUGAACGAACCAAAAAGUAGAAGAGCAUGGAAGUCACUAACAAAAAAGGAAUUAGACAAGAUGCUGGCUGAUACCCCACCUGUUUGGAAAGGAUCAUCCAAUUUGUUUAGGAAUCUUCGAGAACGAGGUGUCAUUAGUUACACAGAAUACCUCUUCCUGCUCUGCAUUUUAACAAAGCCCCAUGCAGGCUUCAGGAUUGCUUUCAACAUGUUUGAUGCAGAUGGGAAUGAAAUGGUGGACAAAAGGGAGUUCUUGGUGCUGGAAGAAAUUUUCCGCAAGAAAAAGGACAGAAAAGAAGUUAGUGAAGAUGUGCAAAGACUGGACCAGCAGAUCCUGCAGCUUUACGGUCAUCGCAAAUCUCAGCAGCACAGUGUUCUUAAAAAAGACAGUCAGCAUGUGAAGGCCCGGGGCAUGUGGGAUGUUCUCAGACGUGGCACAAGUCAAGUUGUGUUUUCUGAUCUCACUGAGCAUGUGGAUGAAAAAACAGAGACAACGCUGCUGGUGCAUUUCUUUGGGAAAAAAGGCAAAGCUGAAUUGAAAUUUGAAGAUUUUUACAAGUUCAUGGACAACCUGCAGACGGAGGUGCUUGAGAUUGAGUUCCUCUCCUACUCCAAAGGCAUGCCCACCAUCAGCGAGGAGGACUUCGCUCGGAUCCUCCUCCGUUACACCAACGUGGACGACGUCAGCGGAUACUUGGAGAAUGUGCGACACAGCAUGCCGGAUGAAAAGGGAAUCACCUUUGAUGAGUUCAGGUCCUUCUUCCUGUUCUUAAACAACCUGGAGGAUUUUACCAUCGCCAUGCAGAUGUACAACUUUGCCAACCGCUCCAUUGGUCAAGAGGAGUUUAACCGAGCUGUCUACGUGGCUACGGGCAUCAAGCUGACCCGCCACGUGGUCAACACCGUUUUCAAGAUCUUCGACGAGGAUCACGAUGAUAAACUCAGCCACAAGGAGUUCAUCGGCGUCAUGAAGGACCGGCUGCACCGUGGAGACGGGGGCGUCCGUGUAGAGGAGAAGUUCACCUCUUUCAAGUCCUGCAUGAAGAAGGAGCUUUCAGGCAAAUAGGUGAAGAUCCCUAACAUCAGUGCAUGUCUUACAAACUGAAUGAGCUUUGCCUCCUCUGUGCUCUCCACAGGGACAGAGGGGUCAAUGCAUGCUGCAGCAUCUUAUUGCACUAUGUUCAAAGUUUUAAAAUAAACAGGAUGUGGCACAAACAGGAUGUCAUUAACUUAAUGCGAAGUGGUCAAACAAACACAAGUGACCCAUCAUGAACCUACUGAGAAAAUCUACUUAACUCAGUGUUGCAGGACUCUAAAUUGCACUAAUUAGUUUGUCUAACCACUUUUGCCUGUUCAGAACUAUUUAUUGAUUCAUCUACUUGUAAAUGUAUUUACCAGAUAAGAUUGUUAGCACUAAUUUUAUUUAUUUAUUGGAGAUUGAACAUUGUCUUACUUCUGCUCUGCCAGUGCUUAUUGUUCAGUUUGAUUCUCCUCAUGGCCUGAGUUUAUUGUGUAUGGCGGCAGCAUUACCCACAUAGUUUGUCCUCUGUCAGCUCUGCAGCCCCCUGCACAGAUCAGCAGCGCCUCCCCUCCCCCUUGUCUUCCUCCUCCUCUUCCUCCUCUCCCUAAGCGCUGCAGCUAAAAUCCUCCAGGAUCCCCCAGAGCCAGCAGGCCUGAACACACACACUCAGGCUGUGUUUUUUUCACUGUUUAACUACAGGCAGCUACAGUGUUAAUCAUUUCUUGGCAAGUAAACACAAGUGCUAUUUUCAUGCCACUGGCAGGGAUGACCUCUUUAUAAAUAUGCAAAAUAUUGAAGCCAUAUGUUUGUUCCACUCUUGGGACACUCAGCUUAAAUUAGUGUUAGUUUUAAAUGAGCAAUAUAUUAAAAUGACCUCCCCUUUAGGCUCUGUAAGGAUAAGUUUACACUUUACCUUCUUUACAGAAACCCACUCUUGUACCAUUACAUUUAUGUGUUACUGAGGAAUUCUUGAUGACUGUUGUUUCCUGGUGCAAUGUUUGCUUUGGGUGGAGUUAUGUUCUGGAAAAGACUGAAGAUAUCAACAUAUUACAAACAAGAUAGUACAGGCUCUUAUAUUAACCUGACUGAUGUAUUUGUAUUUCUGACUACUUUCUGUUUAAAUGUUGAAUGUGUAGAUUAGUUAUUCUACUUCCUUAAGAGUUUUGGAAACUUCUUGCCAUAUGUUAUUCCUUUAAAUUGGGCUUUGACUGUUACACUGAUGUUACAACGCAGAAGCAUUUAGAAUGACAUGGUGCAAUAAAUGAAUAAUAUAA